CUCCUGGCCAGGAAGGAGCCAGGCAGAGGAAGUAUUAAGAUGGGUAAUAUAAACACUCCCCCUGCGAACCGGGCCAGAGCAGGCAGGCGGCUGAGCAGGACGUGGCAGGGUGGCAGGUCCUGAGAGCAGAUGGGGCUACCCAUGGAGCAUGGAGGGGCCUAUGCCCGGGCGGGGGGCAGUCCUCGGGGCUGCUGGUACUACCUCCGCUACUUCUUCCUCUUUGUCUCGCUCAUCCAAUUUCUGAUCAUCCUGGGCCUGGUGCUUUUCAUGGUCUACGGCAACGUGCAUGUCAGCACCGAAGACAACCUGCAGGCCACCGAGCGCAGGGCCGAGGGUCUGUUCAGCCAGGUCGUGGGGCUCACGGCCUCCCAGACCAACCUGAGCAAGGAGCUCAAUCUCACCUCCCGGGCCAAGGAUGCUAUCAUGCAGAUGCUGCUGAGCGCCCGGCGGGACUUGGAUCGGAUCAACGCCAGCUUCCGCCAGUGCCAGGGCGACCGGAUCAUCCACGCGAACAAUCAACGCUUCAUGGCCGCCAUCAUUCUGAGCGAGAAGCAAUGUCAAGAGCAGUUGAGGGAGUCGAACAAGACCUGCGAUGCCCUACUGCUCAUGUUGGGCCAGAAGGCCAAGACCCUGGAGGUCGAGCUGGCCAAGGAGAAGGCCGUGUGCACCAAAGAUAAGGAAAGUUCCUCUCUGAGCAAGCGGGUGGUGGAGGACCAGCUGGCCGAGUGCGGGAAGGCCCGGGAGCAGCUGCGUCUGGAACGCCAGCUGGUGGAGGGCCGUCUCCAGAAGGUGCAAUCCGUCUGCCUGCCGUUCGACAAGGAGAAGUUCGAGACGGACCUGCAGAACUUAUGGAGGGACUCCAUCAUCCCUCGCACUCUGGACACCUUCGGCUACGGCCUCUACAGUCACAUCAACCCAGAAUUGAAUUCCAUCCGAAGAACCUGCGACCACAUGCCCACCCUCAUGGCCUCCAAAGUAGACGAACUGGCCCGGAGCCUGAGGUCGGGUAUCGAACGCGUGGCCCGCGAGAACUCGGACCUCCAGCGCCAGAAAUUGGAGGCCGAACAGAACCUACAGGCCAGUCAGGCGGCCAAAGAGAAAGUGGAGAAGGAGGCUCAGGGCCGGGAGGCCAAACUCCAUGCGGAAUGCGCCCGGCAGACUCAGCUAGCGUUGGAAGAGAAGGCUGUGUUGCGUAAGGAGCGGGACAACUUGGCCAAGGAGCUGGAGGAAAAGAAGAAGGAGGUGGAACACCUCAAGAUGCAACUGGCCGUGGCCAACUCGGCCCUGGACACCUGCAUCAAAGCCAAGGUGGGCUGGCGGACCCCCCGAGGGAGGCCGGCCGGCUGACCUUCCCCUCUCUCCGCAGACCCCGCCAGCCUGGAGGAAUUUAAGAAGAGGAUCUUGGAGUCCCAGCGGCCCCCUGCAGGCAACCUCCCAGCCUCGCCCAGUGGCUAAGGACGCUCCAGCCCAAGGACCGAGUGGUGGCCCCGAAUUGCGCCUCAACAGACUCACUGCAAGAAGAUGCUCUCGGCGCCACGAAAGUCCCUUCCCGCUGUCCCCAAGCCCCAGGCCCGCAGGCAAUGCCACCCACCUGCACACGCACCCCCUGUACUCUGUCACAGCCCCGCACCAGAAACAUAGCAGUGAUGUCACCACAGCCCCUCCCCUAGCCGUAGCAAUGACGUCAUCACACCCAUUCCCCUAUACCUACAAUGACGUCACCACAGUCCCUCCCCUAGCUGUAGCAAUGGCAUCCCCACAGCCUCUCUCCUAGCUGUAGCAAUGACUUCAACACACCCAUUCCCUGAGACAUAGCGAUGACAUCACCAUAGCCAUUCCCCUUGACGUAAGAAUGACGUCAUCGCAGCCCCUCCCCUAGCCGUAGCAAUGGCAUCACCACAGCCCCUCCCCUAGCCGUAGCAAUGACUUCCCCACUGUCAUUCCCCUAGCAGUGACAUCACAAUAGCCAUUUUCCUUGGCGUAGCAAUGACGUCACCACAGCCCCUCCCCUGGACGUAGCAAUGACGUCACACGCAGCGCUCUCAGUUUCCCUCCUACGCUCUCUGCCCAACCCUCAGCUAGGCUGUCCCUGCCCUCCUGGGUGGGUGCAUGUCGCCAAGACACCCCCAUAUUCCACUCCUUCCUGCACAGCCCCAAGUCCCGCCUCCUCCAUGCUGGCCCAGGAGGUGAGAACAGAAAGCCUUUCACCCCUCACUUCCACUGCUUUCCCCUCUGACAGUUUCUAGGCCCCCCUUGCUGGGACUGCCCUUGCAAACGGCAGCCCAUCCCAUCCCGACCCGACCCGACCCGACCCCCACUCCCAGCCCCGGUAUAGCCCCCUGAAACCCUCGUAGCACUUAAUAAAUGUAAGCGAACCCCU
Molecule: messenger RNA, 2380 nt
Organism: Tupaia belangeri chinensis (Chinese tree shrew)
Lineage: Eukaryota; Metazoa; Chordata; Mammalia; Scandentia; Tupaiidae
Gene: PLVAP
Product: plasmalemma vesicle associated protein
Exons: 5
Biological process (GO): regulation of vascular permeability; positive regulation of cellular extravasation
Source: RefSeq, a predicted model, not a curated record